This is a messenger RNA of Melitaea cinxia (Glanville fritillary), 2451 nucleotides long. RefSeq lists its product as uncharacterized. The record is from RefSeq and is a predicted model, not a curated record. The transcript is spliced from 2 exons. Bases 1 to 2451 code for a protein of 816 amino acids. Lineage: Eukaryota; Metazoa; Arthropoda; Insecta; Lepidoptera; Nymphalidae.
AUGUGUAAGAAACGACACAAUACUCUAUUGCAUCCAGUUGACGCACCAAAGGUCAACAGUGCCUCUGGCGAGGUCUCUGAAACUGUAGUAAACUUUUCAAACAAAAAUUCAAAUCAAGUUUUAUUGUCUACUGCCCAAGUAUACAUUUUGAAUCCAAUCACUAAAGAGCCUCUUAAAGUACGGGCCUUGUUGGAUUCAGGCAGUCAGUCGUCCUUCAUUACAAAAUCUCUUCAACAAAAACUUUCAAUCAAUUCAAAUCCAAUUUCUAUUAACGUCAUUGGUAUCGGUCACUCAGAUAACCAAAUCAAAGAAAGCUGUGUGAUCCAAUUAAAAUCCAUUUACAAUAAUUAUAAGACUAAAUUAAAUUGUCUUGUGCUUAGUAGGCUGACUGGGAAUCUGCCUAAGGCACCUAUAAACAUACAACAAUUAAACAUACCAUCGCAUUUGCGUUUAGCUGACCCCGAUUUCAAUCAGCCAGCUCCUAUUGAUAUUCUCAUAGGAGCCGAUCUCUUCUGGCGACUCAUGAAAAACGACCGUAUUUCUUUAGGUGCAAACAAGCCUAUACUACAAUAUUCCAGUUUCGGUUGGUUGAUUGGUGGUCCUAUUUCUUAUCAAGCUAAACAAGUAAUGUGCAAUCAUUCAGUUAUCAAUGACAACCUCUCAAACGAAAGCAAGGUCGACAAUUUACUAACAAAAUUUUGGGAGCUAGAGGAGCUUCCCCAAAAAACAAUUUUAAGUGAAGCAGAAUUAGCCUGUGAGAACCAUUUUCGGUCUCACACUUCACGGCUUCCUUCUGGCAGGUUUAGUGUCAGGCUUCCACUACGCGAUUCACCUGAUUGUCUAGGUGACACAUAUAAUUUGGCAAAAAGCCGAUUGUUUAAUCUAGAAAAACGUUUUAGAAAAAAUAUUUCAUUGAAAACUCAAUACAUACAAUUCAUGAAAGAAUACCAAAGUUUAGGCCAUCUGUCGGAAGCUACAGUUGCUUUACCAGAUCCCUCUUAUUUUUUAUGCCAUCAUGCUGUCUUUAAAACAUCCAGCGAAUCUACUAAACUUAGGGUCGUAUUUGAUGGUUCCGCUUCUUCUUCUUCUGGUUUCUCAAUUAAUGAUUUGCUAAUGAUUGGACCUAACAUACAGGAUUCUCUUUUCUCUAUACUAAUUCGAGCUAGAACAUACAAAUACCUGUUGACCGGAGAUAUCGAGAAGAUGUAUCGCCAAAUAGAGGUCAAUCCAGACGACAGAAAUUUACAGCUGAUUUUAUGGAGAGAGGACGAGUCUUUACCAAUCAAAACAAUGCAGCUAAAUACUGUCACUUACGGUACCGCAAGUGCCAGCUAUUUAAGCACGCGAUGUCUAUGGCAGAUAGGAGAUGAAUGCGACGAUAGUCUUAUCAAAAACAUUAUACAAAAGGAUUUUUAUGUCGAUGACCUCAUAACUGGUUCUAAUGAUAUCGAAGAGCUAAAUUAUAUUCAAAAUUCAAUUGCACAAGAAUUAAAUAAGGGUUGUUUUAAAUUACGUAAAUACAAAAGUAAUCUGUGUUCUAUUUUUGAGAAUUGUAAUCUAAAUUUGCAAGAAAAUUUUAUGUUAAGUGAGGCUUCAAGUACUCUAGGCUUAGGUUGGAAUCCAAAUAAUGACAUGUUAAAUUUUCCAAUCAAUAUUCCUCCUUCAAGAAAUACCAUUACAAAGAGAAGCAUCAUGUCGGAUGCAUUUAAAAUUUUUGACCCACUUGGUUUAUUAAGCCCAUACAUCAUGCAGCCAAAACUUAUGUUACAAAAAUUAUGGAAGCUUAAAUCCGAUUGGGAUCAACCAGUACCAAUAGACAUUGAAAACGCUUGGAGAGAUUUUUCUAAAGAUUUGCUAUCAAUUUCUAAUUUUCAAAUUCCUAGAUUUGUUCUUAUUGAGUCACCACAAAUUAUUGAUAUUCAUUGUUUUAGUGAUGCUUCAUUGGUUGGCUAUGGUGCUUGUGUCUAUACUAGGGUUACGUCUUCAAAUAAUCGCAUUGAAGUGAAGCUUCUGUGUUCAAAAUCAAAGGUAGCCCCCUUAAAGCCUGUUUCAAUUCCUCGAUUGGAACUAUGCGCCGCUUUACUUUCAAGUCGUUUAGGCAAGGCUGUUCUAAAUUCUGUUAGAUUCACUCCUAAUUCUGUCACUUAUUGGUCUGAUUCUAGUGUUGUUCUGGGAUGGCUCAGUAGUGACUCAACUAGGCUAAAAACCUUUGUGGCUAAUAGAGUAGGGGAAAUUCAGGAAAAUACCAAAUUAUCUUCAUGGCGCUAUGUACCAACCGAUCAGAAUCCUGCUGAUUUAAUCUCACGAGCUACUACUUUGAUUCAGUUGCAGAAUUCAGAUUUGUGGUGGCACGGACCAGCAUUCUUGACAGAAGAUCAGAAUGAGUGGCCCGUAUUAAAAUCUUGUGACAACAUCAAUUUACCCGAUCUCAGCAACAAAGUUUUUCUGUAG